Messenger RNA from Phalaenopsis equestris, 888 nucleotides. RefSeq lists its product as uncharacterized. The coding region runs from base 100 to 654 and encodes 184 amino acids. The record is from RefSeq and is a predicted model, not a curated record. Lineage: Eukaryota; Viridiplantae; Streptophyta; Magnoliopsida; Asparagales; Orchidaceae. The transcript has a single exon.
CUCAUAUACCUUUGUAGCACUCAUGCCUUAAUACCCCCUGAAUACCCAACCACUCCCCCUGUCCUCCUCCAUCAUCCUCUCUCUGAUUCAGUUGCAGAGAUGUCUCCCACCGUCGCCCGUCUGCAACUUAUCCAGAACGAAAAAUUCUACUCUCGAGUCCUCUCUAAAGAAACCUCCGCCUCAAAUCCCUCCUUCCGCGUCUACUAUGGCGUCGCCGCCGGCUCCGUUCCCUUCCUCUGGGAAUCCCAACCAGGCACACCGAAACACGCCAUGGCCGACUCCUCACUCCCCCCUCUCACCCCUCCUCCUUCCUACUACUUCUCCUCCAAUAAAAAAGCAAACUUUAUCAAAUCCCACAAGCAGAGCUUAUUCCAAGCCAUGCUCCCGAGGCUCAGGAAGCCCCACGCCCCGCCGCCGCCGCUGGCGUCAGCUUCCUCCUCUUCAGGAUCUCACCGGAGAGCUCGUUCAUCCUCAAGCACCAUCUCGUCUUUCUCAUCCAACUCCAGGGUUGAUGAAGAGGAGCAGGAAGAAGGCCUGUCACCCACCUCGACGCUCUGCAUCGGCGAGCGGCGGGGAUGCUACUCCAUGAUUGGGAUGAAAAAAGCUCUGCUUUCGAUUGUAGGGAGCGGAUCAUGUCAUCGCCCAGCUGCGUGAGGUGCUUGGAUUUGGUUUGUGAUGGUUUUCUCCACUUUGAUUCUUUUGUGCUCUGUUCUGUUUAGAGGUUUUAAUUAUAAUGUUUAACUAAGUGGUUGGAUCUUCAUGUGGAAGAAGAAAGUUGGAUCUUUUAUGUAUUUGUAGUGAUAUUGCGCCGUGUUAUCGAAUGAUAAUUACAGGCUUUUCAUACUUUCGUCUUCAAUUAAGCUUCGUUAUGUGCAGUAAAAAAAAAAC